AUCUCUUAAAUUUCAAUGUCAAUUUACUUUUCGGUUGUGUUUAUUUUGGAAAGUAAAUUAAUAGCGAAAAACAAAUUACAACGAUGAAUUAAAGAGUUCUUUCGGAAAACGAGAGCAGCUAAAAAAUAUUGCUAAAGAAUUUGCAAAAAUGGCGAUUAUUGCAUUCAAAUUCAAUGACGUCAUGCUACGCAUAAAAAUGCCGCCAGUGACCUUGGCAAUGGUCGCUUGUUUGCUACUAGUGUCCUUGACGCCAACCAAAGCCGGAGAAGUGAAUGACAAACCCAACAUUUUGCUAAUACUAAGCGAUGACCAAGACAUUUCACUGGAGGGCAUGACCCCCAUGCGACAGGUACAGAAGUUUAUCGCAAAAGCCGGUGUUCAAUUCAAUCAUGCGUACACUAGUUCCCCACUCUGCUGCCCCUCCCGCGCCAGCCUACUAUCUGGCAUGUAUGCACACAAUCAUGGCACUAUCAACAACACUAUUAACGGUGGUUGUAAUGGUCACCAUUGGCGUACAGCAAUUGAGCCACGGGCACUGCCUGUGCUGCUGCAAGACGAUGGAGGUUACCAGACUUUUUUCGCUGGAAAAUACCUAAAUGAAUUUCAUGGGGAACGCAAACCGCCGGGCUGGACACAAUUCUAUGGCUUACAUGGCAAUUCUCGCUACUACAACUACACUUUACGUGAGAACGAACGAAACGUUAGCUACACUGACACAUACUUAACGGAUCUGUUGCGCGAUAAAGCAUUGGGCUUUCUGAAAACACGCAAUAAGCAGCAACCAUUUUUCGCAAUGAUCGCGCCGCCUGCGCCUCAUGCACCGUACACGCCCGCAGAACGACACCGUGGCGCAUUCGCAAAUGUGAAAGCAUUACGCACACCCAAUUUCAAUCGCAUACCACUGCCACAAGAGAAACACUGGCUUGUGGCUGCAACGCGCCCUAUGCCGAAUAUAACAUUGAAAUUACUGGACAGUUACUAUCGGCAACGCUGGGAAACGUUGCUGGCCGUGGACGAAAUGGUAGCUGCUUUAAUUCAGACAUUAGACGAUCUACGGCAAUUAGACAACACCUACAUCAUUUACACAUCAGAUAACGGUUAUCACAUGGGUCAAAACGCUCAACCAUGGGACAAACGACAACCCUAUGAAACCGAUAUACGCGUACCGCUGCUGAUGCGUGGUCCUGGAAUACCACAGGGCGUGGUAGUGCCACAACCCAUAUUGCUGCUGGAUUUAAUGCCGACAAUAUUGCAGUGGACCAUACUGCAUGCACGCACACCACUGGACGGCUUGCCAAUACAGGCAGCAUUACAACAAGAAAUCGAUGACAAACAGUUGAAAGAAUACCGACGAAGUGUGUUGAUACAGCAUUGGGGUGAAGGCAACGACGACACUUAUAAUCGCGACUGCCCAUGGUCGCCCAAAGAUCACUUGUCGCAGUGUACACCAGAGUCGGAUUGUCACUGCCAGGAUGCUUGGAAUAAUACGUAUGCAUGUGUCAGGCAAUUUAGAGACAAAACUGAUCGACUUUUUUGCGAAUUCAACGACAGAGAGAAUUUCGUUGAAGCAUAUGAUGUCAAUGAUGAUCCUUAUCAAAUCAAUAACAUCGGCUAUGAUUUGUUGCCUAUUGAGCACGCCUUUUAUAGUUUGGCGUUGGCGAAUUUGACACGUUGCGCUGGCAGCCAAUGCAAUGAUAUCAACAUUUGAAUGUAGAACCACGUUAAGGCGCACAAUAUGAUCUCCAGUUGUGAUUAAAUUUCGCAGAAACUUUCAGUAUAGCACAUGUGGGUGAACCCGUAAGUCAUCCAUCAUAAUUUGUCGUCUAUAUUUCACCAAAUUUUCUUUAUUGUUAAAGCUCGAAAAAUAAAAAAAAAAAGACACUUGA
Messenger RNA from Bactrocera latifrons, 1886 nucleotides. Its product is annotated as N-acetylglucosamine-6-sulfatase-like. NCBI's taxonomy places the organism in Eukaryota, Metazoa, Arthropoda, Insecta, Diptera, Tephritidae. Gene Ontology annotation, biological process: glycosaminoglycan metabolic process. Gene Ontology annotation, molecular function: glycosaminoglycan binding; N-acetylglucosamine-6-sulfatase activity. The record is from RefSeq and is a predicted model, not a curated record. Bases 149 to 1708 code for a protein of 519 amino acids. The transcript is spliced from 4 exons.